AGGACCAGGAGAAGGUCUUCUUUGGGAUCCAAGCUGACAGCAGGGUCUUCGCCCUGUAUCACACACUCCUUAUGGAGCCUGAGGGUCCUGUCCCCAGGGUGGAGCCAGCCAGGCCCAUCCCCAUCCUGGCCACCACCAGGUGAGAGGCUGGCUGAGAGUCAGGGCCAGGGGGCCACGCCCACCCCCGUGCCUGGCCCAGGUGAGCAGUGAGGGAGGCUCCAAGGUGUGGUUUCAGGGCAGAGGUCCAGGGGGAGGGCUUUGUUCCUCAGUGUCCAUGUCUGUGAUGGGGGUUCAAGAGUCCUCCCCCCUUAGAGUGUUCUGGGGAUCACACGUGACUGUGUUCCUGGCCUUAAAGGGUGGGCAUGGUCUGGAGAGGCCAGGAGGACUCUCCCUGCCAUCUCUCUGGGCUCUGAGGUCGUCUCCCACACACCUGGAGUGUGGGUCCCAAGCUCUCCUCUAGACCUAAUGCCCCUCCUGGACACCUGUCCCUCCCAGGCACUCACCUCCUGUCUCUCCACCCACUGAUCAGCAGCUCUCUACGCUGGCCCCCCAUCCUCCAUGCUGGCCCCCCAUCCUCCACGCUGGCCCCUGUCCUCCCCGAGUCCCUCCUCACUCACUUGUCCCUCCAGCCCAGCUGGUGCCUGGUUAGUGGGAGACCAGCAAAGAAGCUCCUGGCAUCUGGAUAGGAGGCGAUGGAGGGCCCUCCUGGGAUGCAGGAGGCCUGGCUCAUCUCCAGAGGCACAUGGGGAAGAGGGAUGGGUCGAGACACCUUGGUGGGGCCGCGGGGAGCAGGCGGGGGGGUCCUCACCUCUGGGACAUUUGGGAGGCCCUGUCUCAUAGGGGGUGAUGCAGAAGGGUGUGGCUCCGCAGUCAGAUGCGCUGCUGUGUCACGUCCUGGUAGCACUGGGCAAGUCACUCCGUCUCUCUGAGCCUCAGUCUCCACAUAGGCAAAUGGCUGCCAGGGGUAUAAUAGAGGGUCCCUGAGUACAAAGGUGUAGGGUAUGCUCUGGACAUAUGGGGGCUCCAGGUUGGAGGUGUGGCUGCAGGUGCGGGGUUGGGCCAGUGUCUGGCAGGGAAUGGUGUGCAGGACUGAGGGUCAGGGUCCUGGGAGGAGUGGGGCCACCCCUGAGAAGCCCGUCGUGGAGCCACAGGACAGCUGGACCACGGGAGGACCGAAGGAGGUGGGGGGAUGGGCUCCUGAUGAGUCCUGGAUUCUCCAGUCAGGGCAGAAUCCGAAUCGUCAACUUUGUACUGAACAGCAAGAUGGCAAAUGGUGGUAAGGGCCAGAGGGGCAGGUGUCCUUUCUCAGCCCACCAGGGGGCUGCUGGCGUUGGGGAGCAGUUGGGUCCUCCCACCCCUCACUCCCUGUGACCCCGGAAUCCCUGUGACUGCAGACACACUAGAGGACUUGGUCAGGGAGGGGGUCUUUGAGACCAGAUUCGCUCUGCACAAGGGGCCCGAGGCACUGGUGAAGACGUGGGCCCAGUGGAGAAGCAUGGUCCACAAGCAGCCGAUUGAUGCUAUCAGGGACUACUUUGGUGAGAAGGCGGCCCUGUACUUCGCCUGGCUGGGCUGGUACACCUACAUGCUGGUGCCUGCUGCCGCCAUGGGCCUCAUUGUCUUCCUGAGUGGCUUCGCCCUGUUCGAGGCAAGCCAGAUCAGCAAGGAGAUCUGUGAGGCCCACCACAUCCUUCUGUGCCCUCGUGGUGACAACAGCCGCAGGUACCAGCGGCUCUCGGACACCUGCACUUUUGCCAAGCUCACCCACCUCUUUGACAACGAGGGCACUGUGCUGUUUGCCAUAUUCAUGGCUCUGUGGGCCACGGUGUUCCUGGAGAUCUGGAAGCGGCAGCGAGCUUGUGUGGUCCUGCACUGGGACCUGUAUGGGUGGGAUGAGGACCAGGAGGAGAUGGCACUUGAGCUCAUUAACUGCCCCAACUACCAGCUGCGGCCACACCAGCACUCCUACCUGAGAAGCACCAUCAUCCUCAUCCUGUCUCUGUUCAUGGUCUGCCUCAUGGUCGGCAUGGCCCACGUCCUGGUGGUCUACCGCGUCCUGGCUGCUGCCCUCCUCAACGCAGCCGUGCCCUUUCUGGGGAGGCAGGUGACCACGGCUGUGGCCGUGACUGGGGCGCUGGUCCACUAUGUGACUGUCGUCAUCAUGACCAAGAUCAACAAGUGUGUGGCCCUGAGGCUUUGUGACUUUGAGAAGCCCAGGACCUUCUCGGAGCGAGAGAGCAAGUUCACCAUCAAGUUCUUCACACUGCAGUUCUUCGCCCACUUCUCCUCCCUCAUCUACAUCGCCUUCAUCCUGGGCAGGAUCAACGGUCACCCUGGGAAUUUGGUGCUCCUGGCAGGGCAGUGGAAGCUGGAGGAGUGCCAUCUCAGUGGCUGCAUGAUGGACCUGUUCCUGCAGAUGGCCAUUAUCAUGGGUCUGAAACAAACGCUCAGCAACUGCAUGGAGUACCUGGGCCCGUGGCUGGCCCACAAGUGUCGCUUGAUGAGGGUCAAGCGGGGCUGCAGGUCCCGGGACCCAGAGCUGAGGGACUGGGAGCGCAACUACUGCCUGAACCCAGUCAACACCUUCAGCCUGUUCGAUGAGUUCAUGGAGAUGAUGAUUCAGUACAGCUUCACCACGGUCUUCGUGGCUGCCUUCCCGCUGGCCCCGCUCCUCGCGCUCUUCAGCAACCUCGUGGAGAUCCGGCUGGACGCCAUCAAGAUGGUCCGGCUGAGGCAGCGCUUGGUGCCCCGCAAGGCAAAGGACAUCGGGACCUGGCUGCAGGUGCUGGAGACCAUCGGCGUGCUGGCGGUCAUUGCCAAUGGGAUGGUCAUCGCCUUCACAUCUGAGUUCAUCCCCCGAGUGGUGUACAAGUACCACUAUGGCCCAUGCCGACAGGGGGCCCACCCUGCAGUCGACUGCCUCACGGGCUACGUCAACCACAGUCUGUCUGUGUUCUACACCAAGGACUUCCAGGACCCUGUCCGCAUAGAGGGCUCGGAGAAUGUGACUGAGUGCAGGUACCGGGACUACCGCAGCGCUCAGGACUACAACCUCUCGGGGCAGUUCUGGGUCCUCCUGGCUGUCCGCCUGGCCUUCCUUAUCCUCUUUGAGCACGUAGCCUUGUGCAUCAAGCUCAUCGCUGCCUGGUUUGUGCCUGACGUCCCUCAGGCAGUGAAGAACAAGGUUCUGGAGGAGAAAUACCAGAGGCUCAGGGAGAAGCUGUGCUCCCGCCCCAAGAGCACAGACGUGUAGAGGACCCAGAGCUGGUCAAGAGGGGCUGGAGCCCAGGAGCAGAGACGCAGAGCCACUGCCACCAGCUCCCACCCCAGCCAUGGCUGCACAUGUGUGUGGCAGUGGGGGUGGGCUGUAAGAAGGCCCCGUGCAUAUGGGCCCCAGCAGGCCCCUGGUUUGGGAUGUCCUGAGUGGCACCUAUGUCUGUUAGAGCUCAGGCUUGGCACAGCCUAACCUGAACUGAGUGAUCCCUACCACCCACAGCACUGGGGAGGGGGCUUCUCAUGCAGUCGCAAAGCAGGCCUGGGCCCUACCCCCAUCCCACCUGACCCCACCUUUCUGGCUUUCCUCAGCCAGCAGAACUUUCUAAAAUAAAACUAAACCUUUCUGUGUUAA
Molecule: messenger RNA, 3628 nt
Organism: Manis javanica (Malayan pangolin)
Lineage: Eukaryota; Metazoa; Chordata; Mammalia; Pholidota; Manidae
Source: RefSeq, a predicted model, not a curated record